Messenger RNA from Glycine soja, 1511 nucleotides. RefSeq names its product vesicle-associated protein 4-1-like. The transcript is spliced from 6 exons. The record is from RefSeq and is a predicted model, not a curated record. Gene Ontology annotation, biological process: endoplasmic reticulum membrane organization. Bases 201 to 803 code for a protein of 200 amino acids. Lineage: Eukaryota; Viridiplantae; Streptophyta; Magnoliopsida; Fabales; Fabaceae. Gene Ontology annotation, cellular component: plasma membrane; endoplasmic reticulum membrane.
ACACGUUGCGAGUGCAGGAGUGUGGGCAUAAAGUCGUUGACAGUGGAAAACAAACUCCUCUCACUCUUCCUUCCAUCUCUUCUUCAACAUUCCAAUCCAAUCCAAAACGCUGCGUUUUAUUUUGUAUUCAAUUCUAUCAAUCCCAAAAUUCCUCGCCGGAGAUAGAGAAUCUUAACAAUUCCACCACUUUCCGGCGAGACAUGGCCGUCGCCGUCUCCGUCCCCGGCCGCCAGAAGCCGAGCUCCGACGCGAGCCUCUUUACACUCUGCCCCUUCUGGAGUUCGCGCAACGCCAAUCAAAGCUCCUCCAAAACGGUGUCUUCCGUCGCCAGGUCGCUGCUCCCUCCCCGCCGGAGACUCCGCCUCGAUCCUUCCAAUUACCUCUAUUUUCCAUAUGAACCGGGGAAGCAGGUAAGGAGCGCGGUUCGGUUGAAAAACACUAGCAAGUCUCACGUGGCUUUCAAGUUUCAAACGACGGCACCAAAGAGUUGUUACAUGCGGCCACCGGGAGGUAUUCUUGCUCCGGGGGAAAGUUUGAUUGCAACGGUGUUUAAGUUUGUGGAGCAACCUGAAAACAAUGAGAAGUUGUCGGAUCAGAAGCACAAGGUGAAGUUCAAAAUCAUGAGUCUCAAAGUGAAGGAAGGAGUGGACUAUGUGCCUGAGCUGUUUGAUGAACAAAAGGAACUAGUGACAGUGGAACGAAUAUUGAGGGUUGUCUUUAUAGAUCCAGCACGGCAAAGUCCUAAACAUUGCUGCUCACACGAAAAACAAUCCUUAUGGGGACUUUUAGGGAGGAAGAGGUGAAUCGGUUGAGGGAGUUACAAGAGAUCUUUGACAAAUUCUUGAAAUGGCUCUUUGUUAUUAUUGCCUUGAAGACUACAUCUAUGGGAGCAGUCUUAUUCGAAUCACACCCCAUAGUCACGAAUGCUAUGGUUCUGAUGAUCAUAUUGUUCUACUUACUGUGGCUAAUGGGGGUCACCACGCUGCUUUCACAGCGUAUUGGGACCCUCCCAACAAGGGCAUUCCGACACUUCAUGUUGGUAAUCGGAAGCAUUUGCUCGGUUUUGAUAUUGAGCACUAUAUCUACACUCAUUGCUUGGCUCACUGCAAUGUUAUGGAUUAUCUUUCUUACAGUGACAGGUUAUUUCUGCUAUCGUGAGCUCUAUGAAUGGGCUGCCCAUGCGAUUUCUGAUACUAGCAACAGAUGGAUUCAUAGUUACAAGAGGAGGACACAGAGUAGAAGACGCUUGCCGGUCUAGACCAAGUUGUCAUCGAUAUCAGUUACACACUCUUCCUGGUAUUUCCAAAACGGUAUGAAACAACGAAGAUGAUGGCACUUCUUCAAAUUUAUGCGAUUGGCUUUCAGUCUAGCUUGAUGUUAUGUUUUAAUACCGACCAGACAUUCUUUCAGUCUAGUUAUAUGCUCAGUAUUGUAAAAGAAGUACUAUUCAAUUUGGGUUUUGUUGACUAAAGCUUUCUAUACGACUACAUCAUUAUAAUAAGGAAUCUUAA